Mastomys coucha (southern multimammate mouse) is the source of this 2355-nucleotide messenger RNA. RefSeq names its product WD repeat domain 77 (gene Wdr77). The record is from RefSeq and is a predicted model, not a curated record. Gene Ontology annotation, biological process: oocyte axis specification. Lineage: Eukaryota; Metazoa; Chordata; Mammalia; Rodentia; Muridae. Bases 260 to 1474 code for a protein of 404 amino acids. The transcript has 9 exons. Gene Ontology annotation, cellular component: methylosome. Gene Ontology annotation, molecular function: protein binding.
GGAGAGAAACCAAAACUCUGAAAAUCCUGCUGCGGGCGAAAGCGAGCUGGAAGGGUAGACGCAGUUCUCGCGAGAAGCAGAGCGUCUCCCUCCGAGAGGGGCGGUUGCGCAGAGGUACCGCACGUGUGGCGUUCCUCCGGCCCCGAGGCAGGGUCGCGUCUCGUUUGGGUCUCGGUUAGAUUUGGAAUCGUGGAGAUGCGGAAGGAAACCCCUCCUCCGCUCGUGCCCGCGGCGGCCCGCGAGUGGAACCUGCCCCCUAAUGCGCCCGCAUGCAUGGAACGGCAGUUGGAAGCUGCACGGUACCGGUCUGGUGAGCCGCGACCCCGGGCCUGGAAGCCCCUUUACCCAAUCACGGGUGCCCUCUCCCGGGCCUGACCCUCCCAAGGCCUCCCCCUCGCCGUGUGCCCUCCCGAUCCAUACCCGGCGUCCUGGCCCUGCCCCAGCCCAGCUCCACAAACCUGAUCUCACAGUCAGACUCGUCCCGCCACGGGAUUUGGGAGGUUACCAUAGAAACGAGGCCUUCCAUCCGACACUUUGUAACCCUGCUCUCCCCAACGUAGACGGAUCCCUUCUGCUCGGGGCUUCCAGCCUGAGUGGUCGCUGCUGGGUAGGCUCUCUGUGGUUUUUCAAGGAUCCUAGUGCGGCCCCCAACGAAGGUUUCUGCUCUGCGGGCGUCCAGACUGAGGCUGGAGUAGCUGACCUCACUUGGGUCGGGGACAAAGGGAUCCUAGUGGCUUCUGAUUCAGGUGCUGUUGAAUUGUGGGAGCUAGAUGAGAACGAGACACUUAUAGUUAGCAAGUUUUGCAAGUAUGAACAUGAUGACAUUGUGUCUACUGUCACUGUCCUGAGCUCUGGCACACAAGCUGUCAGUGGUAGCAAGGACUUCUGCAUCAAAAUUUGGGACCUGACUCAGCAGGUGUCACUGAAUUCAUACCGAGCUCAUGCGGGACAGGUCACCUGUGUUGCUGCCUCUCCCCACAAAGACUCUGUGUUUCUUUCAUGUAGUGAGGACAGUAGAAUUUUGCUUUGGGAUACCCGCUGUCCCAAGCCGGCAUCACAGAUGGGCUGCAAUGCCUCUGGCUACCUCCCUACCUCCCUGGCUUGGCAUCCUCAGCAGAGUGAAGUCUUUGUUUUUGGUGACGAGAAUGGAUCUGUCUCCCUCGUGGACACCAAGAAUGCAACCUGUACCCUCAGCUCAGCUGUGCACUCCCAGUGUGUCACUAGACUGAUAUUCUCUCCACACAGUGUCCCCUUCCUGGCUUCUCUCAGUGAAGACUGUUCACUUGCUGUGCUGGAUUCAAGCUUUUCUGAGGUGUUUAGAAGUCGAGCCCACAGAGACUUUGUGAGAGAUGCUACAUGGUCUCCUCUCAAUCACUCCCUUCUUACCACAGUUGGCUGGGAUCAUCAGGUCAUCCACCAUGUUGUGCCGUUAGAGCCUCUCCCAGCCCCUGGACCUGACAGUGUUGUGGAGUAGAAUGGAUUUCAGGAAAAAACAAAACAAGCCCUCCAUCUGCAAGUGGUGUACUUGCUUGCCCCUGCCUUCCAUUUAUGAGAGCACAGGAGCCUUGUAGAGCAUGUUUACUCCCUAGUCCCGGGCAGUAACAGGCAGAUUCUGAGCCUGAGGGAGGCUGCAUCCCAUAGUGACUCGGAGGAAGAAACUUCCUUUAUAAAUGAUGUAUGUGAGUACAUGUGUGAGUGCGGUGUAUAGUUUGGAGUGGAGAAAAUUAUCCUUCAGCUUUCUCAAAGCAAUGCUCUUUACCCCCGACAAAGUAACCAGAGGAUUUUAUGCUUCCCAUGUCUGGGAAUUGGCUAUGUUGUUAGGGAUAUGGAAUGUGGGUAUCCCUAGAUUCUUGGGAAUACUUCACACUACUUAGAGGUGCAUAACUUAUUUUUAUAUAGAGUUUAAUUCACAAUUAUGGAAAUUACUUCCAUAUACAAAAGUCUGGCCCAGUGUACCUUGAGAAGACAACAGUUUUGUACAAAUCCCUGUUAAACUGAAUCAAAUCCAUUUUAUGGGUGAAUAAAUUUGGCCCUGCAGUGUAGUGCUUGCUCACCCUUUCCUUCCUUGGUGUUGUGUAUGAGAGAUGAGUGUUUUCCUGUCCUAGAUUUCACAGAUAAGUUUUAGGGAUGAUGGAGCGCUUAAAGUGUUUCAGUGAGGUGAGAAAAUUGAUGUGGAUUGUUAAAGAGGAAUCUGUCAUUUUUCCCACCUAAAAAUACCCUGAGGACUGAUCUGGGUACCUUCGUCUGGAGAGCUGAAGUCUAAAUGCUGUAUUUUUGGACUCCUAAGAUUUGAGAUCCAGCAUCAGGGAAACUGUCAAAAAUACUGAAAGGUGAAAUAAAGAUUUUUAUCAUUGA